Babesia bigemina is the source of this 807-nucleotide messenger RNA. Its product is annotated as Acidic leucine-rich nuclear phosphoprotein 32-related protein. Gene Ontology annotation, molecular function: histone binding. Gene Ontology annotation, cellular component: nucleus. NCBI's taxonomy places the organism in Eukaryota, Apicomplexa, Aconoidasida, Piroplasmida, Babesiidae. Bases 1 to 807 code for a protein of 268 amino acids. The transcript has a single exon. The record is from RefSeq and is a predicted model, not a curated record.
AUGGACGUGGCUAUUAACAACCGCCUCAAGGCGCUCAGGGAGGAACUCAAUCUGGAGGAAGGCGACGAGUCGGUGUACACUCACCUUCGUGAACUAAUCCUCGACGGAACCGUGAUAAAAACGCUAACACCUCAGGAUGGAGACCUGCUCGCAAAGUUCAAGAAUCUCGCGAAGCUCUCGCUCAACGGCACAGGGCUAACCUCGCUUACCAACUUCCCCGAGAUGCGCUCGCUGAAGGUGCUCGAGAUGACCGACAACUACCUCACCGACACUGUCAUAUUCUCCAUGAUACCGAACCUUUUCCCCAAUCUGAGUAUGCUGCACCUGGGAGGGAAUCACCUCAAGACAAUCGAGGACGUGCACAUGUUACGCCCAAUGAAACACCUUGUGGCAUUGGGUCUUGCUAUGAACCCGCUGGCGUCUGCCGAAAACUACAGGGAGGCAAUCUUCUCUGCACUGCCUAACCUCCAGAGCCUUGACCAGGUUGACCACUCAGGGGCGGAGCGCCACGUGGAUUCCGACGCCGAGUACUACGAUGAAGACGAAGAAGACGACGAGGAAGAAGGAGACGACGUGCUCAAGAAGUUCUACGAGGCUGACUACAACAGUGACGACGACCAAAACGACGAAGAGUUCGUACCAGACGAUGGGCAAGAGGAGGAGGAAGAUUUCUACGAGGACGAGGAGGAAGAAGAAGCCGACGAUGACGAUUAUGCGGAAAACGGAGAUGGCACUUCGUCAUCGAGCAGCAAAAGAUUGAGGGAGGAGUCAGACGACGAGGCGGAUCACAAGAAGGUCGCACACUAA